Messenger RNA from Macrobrachium nipponense, 16109 nucleotides. Its product is annotated as myosin-2 heavy chain-like. Bases 24 to 4550 code for a protein of 1508 amino acids. Gene Ontology annotation, molecular function: histone binding. NCBI's taxonomy places the organism in Eukaryota, Metazoa, Arthropoda, Malacostraca, Decapoda, Palaemonidae. The record is from RefSeq and is a predicted model, not a curated record. The transcript is spliced from 48 exons.
ACUCUGUGUUUACAAAUACAGUAAUGGCGGCAAACGAAGUCAUAGAGCUGGAUUCUGGCUCAUCCGACGAUGAAUAUAAGGAUCCACCACGCAAGCCUAUUGGUUGGAACUACCAGGGCACUGCUGUGAAUGCUCCUGAGGACCCACCACGUAAGCCUAUUGGCUGGAACUACCAGUGUACUGCCUUGGAAGCACCUAAGGAGCUGCCACGCAAGGUUGGUGGCUGGAAGAAUAAAGGUACUAUCUUGGAUUUACCGAAGGGCCCAACAUUCAAGCCUGUUAAUUGCAAGAUCAAAGAUACUACCUUGAAAACACCUAAGGCCACAUCAGUCGAGCCUAUUGUUUGCACUGUUGAGGAUACUGCCUCGGAAAUAAAUGAGGACCCACCACGAAAGCCUAUUGGCUGGAACUACCAGCGUAGUACUGCUUUGGAUGCAUCGAAGGACCUGCCACGGAAGGCUGGUGGCUGGAAUAAUAAGAACAUUGCAUUGGAUUCACCUAAGGUCCGACUACGAAAGCCUAUGGGCUGGAACUACCAGCGUACUGCCUUGGAAGCACCAAAGAAGGCUGAUGGCUGGAAUAAGAACAUUGUCUUGGAUUCACCCAAGAUAUUGGGGAAUGACACAGAAGCUUCUAGGCAAGAACAUCAAGGAUACUACUCUGGAAUAUGCCUAAGAUUCAUCCAUGGCCCAACAGUCAAGCCUAUUGUUUGCAACAUUGAAGAUACUACCUUGGAAACACCUAAGGCCACAUCAGUGAAGCCUAUUGUUUGCACUGUUGAGGAUAUUACCUCAGAAAUGCCUGAGGAGCCACCACGAAAGCCUAUUGGCUGGAACUAUCAGGGUACUGCCUUAAAAGCACCUAAGGAGUUGCCACUCAAGGCUGGUGGCUGGAAGAAUAACACUGUCUUGGAUUUACCUAAGGGCCCAACAGUCAAGCCUGUUGCUUGCAACAUUGAAGAUACCAGUACCUUGGAAACACCUAAGGCCACAUCAUUUGAGCCUAUUGUUUGCACUAUUGAGGAUACUGCCUCGGAAAUGCCUGAGGAUCCACCUCGAAAACCUAUUGGUUGGAACUACCAGGGUACUGCUUUAAAAGCACCUAAGGGGCUGCCACUCAAGGCUGGUGGCUGGAAGAAUAAGAACACUGUCUUGGAUUUACUUAAGGGCCCAACAGUCAAGCCUAUUGUUUGCAACAUUGAAGAUACUACCUUGGAAACACCUAAGGCCACAUCAGUGAAGCCUAUUGUUUGCACUGUUGAGGAUAUUACCUCAGAAAUGCCUGAGGAGCCACCACGAAAGCCUAUUGGCUGGAACUAUCAGGGUACUGCCUUAAAAGCACCUAAGGAGUUGCCACUCAAGGCUGGUGGCUGGAAGAAUAACACUGUCUUGGAUUUACCUAAGGGCCCAACAGUCAAGCCCGUUGCUUGCAACAUUGAAGAUACCAGUACCUUGGAAACACCUAAGGCCUCAUCAUUUGAGCCUAUUGUUUGCACUAUUGAGGAUACUGCCUCGGAAAUGCCUGAGGAGCCACCACGAAAACCUAUUGGCUGGAACUACCAGGGUACUACUCUAAAAGCACCUAAGGGGCUGCCACUCAAGUCUGGUGGCUGGAAGAAUAAGAACACUGUCUUGGAUUUACCUAAGGGCCCAACAGUCAAGCCUAUUGUUUGCAACAUUGAAGAUACUACCUUGGAAACACCUAAGGCCACAUCAAUGAAGCCUGUUGUUUGCACUGUUGAGGAUAUUCCCUCAGAAAUGCCAGAGGAGCCACCACAAAAGCCCAUUGGCUGGAACUACCAGGGUACUGCCUUAAAAACACCUAAGGAUUUGCCAUGCAAGGCUGGUGGCUGGAAGAAUAAGGGUACUGUCUUGGAUUUACCUAAGGUCCCAACAGUCCAUCUUGAAGAUACUACCUUAAAAACAACUAAGGCCACACCAGUUGAGCCUAAUGUUUGCACUAUUGAGGAUACUGCCUCGGAAAUAUCGGAGGACGUACCGUUGUUACCUGUUGGCCAGAACAGCCAACGAAAUGCCUUGGAAACAUCUAAGGAAUUGCCACAAAAACCUGUUGGCUGGAACAGCCAGGGUACAGUCUCAGAAGUGCCCAAGGAGUUAACACAAAAGCCAGAUGGCUGGAAAACACAGAAUAUUUUCUUUGAUGAACCCAAGGAAUUAAUGCAACAGCCAGUUGGCUGGAACAUGAAGGAUAUUUUCUUGGAAUCCUCUGAGGAUGUAACACAGCAGCCAGUUGGCUGGAACACGGAUGAUAUUAUCUUGGAUGAACCCAAGGUUUCACCGGCAAAAGUGAAUGGAACAGUACAUGCUGGUGGUGUCAAGACUGAAGAAAAAGCAGAAGAAAAUAGUGAUAUAGAAAUUGUAGAGGAGUCAGUGAGUGCCAAACCCCAAUCCCUAGAAACUGUUCAUAAGGUUCCCUCGUAUUCAAGAUCAGAAAUACGUAAGAUAAUUCGCAACUGUUCACAAACUUCUAUCACAGGUUUUUUUGAUAAAAGUAAGAUGAAAAUUAAAACUGAAGGCAUUCCCAGCAAAAAAAUUAAAUCUGAAAAUGUAGAGGAUAAGAAAGUAAGUAGUGAUGUUAAGUGUGUGUUUCAAAGUGUCAACUCUGAAAAAGACAGAAAACAGCCAUCAGUAAAAUUAAACGCAAGUGUAAAAGUUGAAAACGAAAUUAAUGAAAAUGAUCAUGACUACAAUGAAAAGAAAAAAAUUGAAGAAGAUAGGAAAAAACUUGAGGAAGAGAAAAGGCAGAUCGAAGAAGAAAAGAAAAAGAUAGAGGAAGAAAAGAAAAAGCUAGAGAAGCAAAGAGAGGAGGAAGUGAGAAAAAUAAAAAAGAUAGAGGAAGAAAAGAAAAAGCUAGAGAAGCAAGGAGAGGAGGAAGUGAGAAAAAUAGAAGAUGAAAAGAAUGGAGUUGAAGAAGAAAAGAAAGUUGAAGGAAAGAGCACAAAAGAGAUUCAUCCAGCAGGAAACCUGAAUGAUGAAGAAAACAGCGAAACUAGCAUAGCCUGUGUUGAAAAUUUUAUGAGCCGCUGGGAAGAAAUAAAGUCUAGUAAAGAAGACAAAAAAAUUAGAGACAAAUUAUGGAAAUAUUACUACUUAGCUCACACCACUUAUACACAUUCAAGGAAAUUCAUAAGCCUAGUCGAAGCUUCCACUCGCAGGUUGUCCCUUGACAACAUUUAUGUUGUUGUAAAAGAUUUGCUGGAUAAUCUUAAGCACUACAAGGACCAUCCGUUCAAGGUUAAGAAUAAUCAAGAUGAACCAUCUACAAGUGCCUUACCAGAGGAAACAGAAGAAGAUUUUAAGAGAAAUAAGAAGUUAAGAAAAGUGGAAAAGAAAAUGAUGGAAAUAUCAAGGAAAAUCAGACAAUUAGAGGAACAAGAAAUAGAUCUUGAUGACGAGGAUAAUUCUUCUUAUCUGAUAGAAGACAGAUUAAAAAGACAGUUCAGCAGACUACAUGAUUACUACUGUAAAAUUGCUGAAUGUACCCCUGCUACAGGACGUCCCAUCGAAAAAAAAUUUCGUUAUACUGGUUCUCGCUACGAGGAGGUUAACAAGAGAAUAAGCACUUGGGUCAAUAAGACAAAGGAAUUCCCAGAUUAUGUAGAUAUUUUAAAUUUGAUAAAGAAAGUAACUAGAGAUAAUUGCUUGCCCCUUAGACCAGAAACUGUUAGAGUACAAGCUCAAGAAAUUUUCAGAGAUGUUGGCAGAAUAUUGAAAGAGAGGCGUGAAAGCGAUGACCUUUAUAAUAUUUACUCAUACGUUGAUAAUCCUGACGACGAUCCCGCCGAAAAAGAUGAGGAACUCUCUAAAAAGCUAGCUAAAAAUGGAGUCUUAGCCAAAGAAAAACUGGACAAGAUUUUCCAAUCAUAUGUAGAGAAGGAGGCAGAUGCAAGACAGGCUGCUGAUGUGAAAAAGUCACCUAUGAAAGAAGAUAAAGAAAUUGUGAAAAAUGAGUCUGUUAAAAAAGAAUGUGAGAUAAAAUCUGAAGUGCAAACUGAAGAGGAUGAGGAAGAAGAGGAAGACGAUGGUGAUUUAGCGAAGUAUGAUGUAGAAGAGGAAGGUGAAACUGAAGCGGAGGAUGAAGAAGAAGGGGAUGAAGAUGAAGAUGAUGAUGAAGAUGAAGAAGAAAAAGUUUUAAAUGACAUGCCUCAUGUUGAGUAUUCUAAUUCCAAAGACUUUGAUGAUAAUGAAGAUACUGACGAUGAAUUACGAGAUGUUAUUGCAAGUGCCUCCGUUGAAGAAGAAUUAUCAGAAGAAGAUGUUCCCAUUAUUGAUAGUGAAGAUGUGAGACAUGAUGAAGGAAUUGAUGUAGAUAGUUCAUCUUCUAUUGUUUGCCUGGAUAAUUCAAGUAGUGAAAGUUUUACAUUUCUGGACCAGAAAGCACUAUCAUCAAGUACUGUGGCAUCAACAGUGCCUGUCUCCAAGGAAGUGUACUUCCCUGCUCAAACCAUUGACCGUGUGCCAGAAAAGAGAAAACUGAAUGAAGACUUCCCCCCACAGAAGAGGCCGUGUCUGGAGAUUCUUAAUCCUUGAGUCUUAGUGUUAACAUUUUAUGCCAGUGUUUACUUGAGAUGAGAUGGUUUCAGAUGUUUCAACAUCAGUACUGCCAGUUACUUGUUUUUGUAAGUGCAAUGUGAUGUAUAAUAGCACAGUAGUUGAAAUAUGAACAUCAAGCCUAUGUACACAAUAUCAAGAUUGGAAAGUAAGUGUAGUGGACAGAAUGCCAAAGAGAUACUGUGUAUGUAUGAAUUAUUUUUUUAUUUAUAGGAAAUAAAUUUUGUAGGUAGAUUUUCCCUCUUGUAGAGGAUAUCUAUAGAUAACAGUUAAACUUAUGAAAUACAUGGUAAUGUCUUUUAGUUGACAGUAUAUAAAGUUUGAUAAGUUUUCCUGUAAAUAGAAGGUUUAUGGUAUUUAUGUAUGGCGGCUUGGUUAAACUACUCGACUUAUUGGAGCCAGUGAAUAUGAGCCAUAUUUUUGAAGUGAACCUAACUUCUUCAUUAUAUGUUUUACUGCUCUCCAUCUGUAGUUUGACAGAUUGCAACUAAAAUUAUGAGAAUGCUAAAUUUUCUAUGAAUAACUGUUUUCAUCUACUUCCCCCACCCCCAACCAGGGGAGCAAUCAGUGCUCUCAGCCGAUCAUUCUACUUUUGUCACGGGUUUCGAUAGGAGAUUGACAGAAGUUAAAUGUACUUGGUUAUAUUUAAUUUUUUUUAUAUUAUUUAAUUUUAUUAUAUGUGUCCAAUUAGAACUUAUAAGGUGAAAGUUGCAUUAGUAAAUUAAAUGAAAUAGUGCGGAAAAUGAUUGCGAGUGAAGGGAGCUUGUUAAGUAGUAGAAACAACUAAAGAGUAUAAGUCUUGUUUUGUCUGCUUUCCCUGUUAGUAACUGGUUAGUUAGCGUAUGUGUAUGGUAUGUAUGCAGAUUUUUUCAUUCUUGCUUGGACACUUGAAAUGCAAAGCUAUAAUUUUUAUGGGGAUAUCAAUUUUUACCAUAGUUUUAAUCACCUUUAUUUUAUUUGUUUAAUUUAUGAAUUCAUCACCAUAAGUAUUCAUCUCAAACCAAAUUCAUUAUAGCGCUGAGUAAUCCCUGGGAUUCCAGUGCUUGGUUUCAAGCCUAAAUCUCAUGUUGCAUUCUAUUCUAGUAACUGGUUAGGUCCUCAGUCUGUUACCAUUUAUUCAGGGCAUUAGAUUUGAUAGGAUGGAGUAAUUUUUCAUGUUCACUUGUCAUAAUUUUGCAGUUUAUUAUUAUUAUAAUUAUUAUUUUCUCUUUUCUUUUCUGUGCUUCCUUUCUGAGAGUUGUUAAGUUCAGGUUAUUUCCUUGUUUCAGAGGAAGGGGUGUUGGCCCUUCCUCCAACUUGAGGAAAAAACCGAACUCAACAAGACUCUCAAAUGAAAAGAAAGAAAAUAAUGAUAAUAAUACCCUGCAAAAUUAUGACAAGGGAACAUGAAAAAUGACUCCAUCUUAUCAAAUGCAAUGCCCUGAAUUGAUGGAAAGCUUACUGGAGUAACAGACUGAAGAGAGGAAGCAGAAGACCUAACCAGUUACUAACAGGGGUACCAUCUAGAUGUCUUUCAAGUGUUAAGGUGGAGUUUCCCAGGUCUCUGGUACAUUGCCUUGGAAUCUGUAUGCAGUUCAGUUCAUUAUGUUGUCAUCCUUUGAACGUUUUGGAACAAGUUCCUUGUAAAGAGGUUUCUGUGGAAACUCUUCACAGUAGCCUUAGCUACAGCUUAAGAGUGAGAGCUACCAGCUUUGUCGGUUAAGGUAGGCUUUCUUAAAGACGAGGCAAUUAUUUUUUCCACACAAAAGUUAGGUAUUGUUUGUGAGGCCUCAUAAUUUAUAAGUGAUAAAGUCAAUGCAACCUGCUUUAGAUCAUUUGUACUCCCUUUACUAGAAUGCUGUUCUCUUGUGUGGAUGUCUUCUGCCAGAGAUUGAUCUCUUUUAGGUAGAGUGGUUCGUGGUAGUAGGUUUCUGUUUCCCAAUAGUAGUAGUUAUGACUUGGACCAUCAAAGGAUGAUCUCUUGUUUAUCACUAUCACUUUUUCAUAAGUUGUAUUUCAACAGAGAUUUUUUACAUUCACUGUUAAGACCUCAGUUUGUUAGCUGUUAAAAAUACAAAUUGAUUAAAAAGUUUGUCAUUUUUGGGAAGUUGGGAAUGCUCAAUGUUGAGUAUUGGAAUUGUACCUGUUGGUUCUGCAGGGUUUUAGCACAAUAACCCUACCUCUCCUUCUGCUGAAGGGGCCACCCUCCAUGAAGACCUCAGGUAUCCUCAUGAUGAUGAUCUUGUAUUUGAGUGACACUCCUCCUGAGGCGUCAGUAAUAGCUGAUGGAUUGAAUUCACUGGGUAAACAAACACUGGUUUUGUACUAAAUAUUCUGUUACUUUGUAGCUUUAAAAGGAUUGUCAGAUUUUCACUUUACCCAUUUCCUUUUCAAAGAUGGGAAUCAGCCAUAUAAUGGAGAGGUAAGGUUCAUUUCAAAACUCCAUUUUAUAACUUGUCCUCCCUGCCUCACAUUCAAAGUGGCAGAAGCAGACUGACCGGCUACAAGUGUUUGUACUUAUCGCUCCCCGGGUGAGGGGUUAGGGGAUGUAGUAGGUAGAUGGAUAGAAAUAUUCAUAAAGAACUGCUUUUAUUUUUUGUUUCGCUCUAUCGAACUACCGCUGGCACAGAAGUAUAAGCUAACUAAUGGAGAGGUAAGUAUUUAAAAAAUAGAUCUUGAAUUAAGUAUUUAUAUUUUUAUGUUUAUUAUUGUUUUAUUCCUCCUUUGAGAAAAAAUUUAUUUAAUUGCUGAAUAUUUGGAGUGCUGAAGCCAAACUUUAUUGGAAGUUUUCAUAAAUAUGUGUAAUGUAAAUUUUUUAUUUAAAUGUUUUUUUAUUUGCUUUAGAAAUUAGCCAAGUUGUCUCAUACCAUGCAAUUAGGAUAACUUAGCAUUAUGAGGUCAAAUUUGCUUUUCUUGCAUCAGAUAGUAUUUAGAUGUUUUAAAAGUAUUUAUUAUGCUCUAUUGCUCAUAUGAAUUAACAAGUGGUUCAUAUUGAAAUUGUUUUGCAGUAGGAAAAUGGUUCACAUUUGGUUUUGUUCAGGUUUUUUGUAACUGUACUUUGCACAUGAAUUAGUUAGUGACCUUCAAUUUAUCUGGAAACAAAGUGCGGCCCCAAUAUUCACUUAAACUACAGUAAAUCACAAACACCUUAUGUAACAGAGUACUAAACACACGCUCAUUAUAACACAAUCUGUUUAUGCCCGCCCAUUUAAACCCCAAUAUACCUCUAUAACAACAGUUAUUGGUUAUACCUGGCAAAGACAAAUACUGUAUUACUGUAUAAAUAAGAAAAGAGAUUUCAAACUAACGUAAAUUAAUAAUUUAUAAUCGAGUAUUUACAUUUUGCUAAAUGUUCAUCGGUCAGGAAUGGGAGCAAUGUAAGUAGGAUAUAAUUUUUAUAAUUUAUUAUUUUAUGCAGUGAAAAUUAUGACAAAAACACUAAAUAAUAAAGAAUGAGAGGGAAGGAAACCCCCCCCCUCUCUCUCUCUCUCUCUCUCUCUCUCUCUCUCUCUCUCUCUCUCUCUCUCUCUCUCUCUCUCUCUCUCUCUCUCUCUCUGAAAUACUUUAGUAUAUGGGAAAAAUAUUUUAUUAAAUAUCUUACUGUACUAUGGAUAUUCACCAGUUGCUUCCUACUCUGUGCUGGUGUUCCAGCCACGAUGACAAUGACAGUGAAAUGUACAAUACCUAUGAUAAUGAAAUAAAGAUGAAUGGUGGCAUAAGCACUGUGAAAGCAUUUGCAUUAUUGGCUUUGUCAUUGGUCAUCCUCAAAGAUUGGAUGAGUAGGAGAUGACUUGAGUGAAGAGUAUGGCAACAGCUGUAUAAUGGUAGGACCUGAUGGAGUCAUGGCUGAGGAUUUCUGUAGGGGACACUUUCUUCUCUUUAGUCUGGAAGAACUUUGUAAUGGACAGCUGUUUCCUUUUUCCUUUUAAGUUCAUUGUGUACUUGUAGCAGUAUUAGAUAUUAGACAGGUGACUUUGAUGCUGCAUUUAAUGGAAUGAUCAGAAUUUUUCAAUUUAUCUUUAGCAGUUUGAAUUUUGCUGGACACUUCACUCAUCUUUUCCAAUGUCCAUUUUGAGGGUUCAGCCUCACUUGCCAAUUUUUCAUCCUCAGACAUUAACAACCUGAUCAGAUUUUCAAGCGCCUCGUUUGCCAGCUCCACACCCUCAAGAUGCUUGAUGACAACAUUAUUGAUGUGCCCCAUUUCAUUGCCACUAACUUGUUUGCCAAAUUGAUGACCAUCUGCAUGUUGCUUUUGAUAGCCAGGAAUCCUUUGAAGUCAUUCACAGCUUUUUUCCACAGAUUCUUCCACAGCAUUCAGUGUUUCUGGUUUCACUGGUGAAUGCUUUCCAGAAGUCUAUGCCAUUCACGCUAGGUUCGGCAUUAAUAGCUGCCUGGAUCAUGUCCAGUGGUGCCUUGGUCAAGAGGCUUGUGGAGCAAAGUCAUGUUGGUAGGUAAAAGUAUGACCUGCGCAUGUAAGUGUUUUACAGUAAUAGAUUGAGGAUGGCUAGUAGCAUUAUCUCUUAUUAAGAGGACUUUGAAAGGCAACUCUUCCUUCUACCUGGGUUACACAAGUAUUUUAUUAAUUUAACCGGAUUUCAAGCUGGCGCUAGAAGAUUAUCCUAAUGUUAAGACAGAAGGUUUGUUAGGUAUGAAAAAUACAAAUUGAUUAAAAAUUUGUCAUUGUUUAUAUGCGGAACAAACCUUUGGUCUUAGCAAUAGGAUUACUUUCCAAGUGCCAGCUGGUAACCGGUUAAAACAAUCAAAGAUUGUAAAACAAGGAAUCUUUGAGAUCUGGCAAUGCCUGUGCAUGCAAGGUGAAAGCUGGUCAGAGACCACGUGUUGGACCUAGUGAUACUUUAAUCUUUCCUUAACCGCCUUGGGGAGUAGUCGCUUUCGCUUUGCUUUCCUUCCAAGCUGGUUGUUUGUGCCCAUGUUCUGUCAGUGCGUUUUGUGUGUGUUUUUGUUGUCUUCCUCAGAGUCUUCACGGCCUUGUCAACGCAUGUGCCUGGGCAUUCAGAGUUUUCUGUGCUCAAGGUUUUUGGCAUCGUUGGCCACGGAUCCACGUAUGACUUGCAGUAGAUGCUGAGCAAAUUUUUGUACAGUGACUAACCCCUGCCUGGAAUUUUGUGCCUGGCCUAAGUCUCAGUGGAGGGUGUUUUAGAGUAAGAGGGAACACCGCAGAGUUUUGACUCUUCCUUCUUGGGAGGGGUUUUCUUCAACUCAUUUGGACGAUUCGGCUCCUCCAUCUUCCUCGGUCGCUCUUCAUGAUGCUAAUUCUGGUGUUCCUGUUUCUCUUUCCUUUUUUUCCAUUGAUUCAUCGAUGGAAGUAUUGGAAGUGCCACAGGGUGAUGUAGGUAAUACAGAUUAAAAAUUUGUCAUUUUACAUCAUGGAUACAGCAUUUGUGGGACCACUGUGCAAAAGCAUAGCAGCAAUCCCUGGUAUUGUGUUGCCAAUAAACAGGAAGCUUGUAGUUCAUAUACGAAACAAACCUUCGUCUGAACAUUAGUUUAAUCUUCUAGUGCCAGCUGGAAAUCCUGUAACGUUAAUAAAAAAAUUUGUGUGACCCAGUAAUAUUGGUAUCUGUUUUAGUUGUUUAGAGUGUGUGAAUAUUUUGCUCAGUACACAAUUCCAGGCUUUGUUAGUGGCCAGCCACAUUGCUGCGCAACACCAGAGUCAUCGUGUCCUUCCAUGCUUUAAGUCAAAUGCAUCUUUUGCAUUUUAAUGGAUUUAGGUUUGCUGGGCAUUUUCUUCCAGAAAAGAUCUAUUUUGUAGCAAUUCAGCACCUGCUUGGAAUCAUAGCCUCCAUCUUUGAUCAGUUUUUAACUGCAGGAAACGUAUUGGCAGCCUUUUUGUCCAUAGAUGCAGUCUCCAGUAAUUUUUUGUUUUUCAGGUUAAAUUAAUGAUUCAAUAAAUUUAACCAUCACCUUACUGGCUGUAAAUGACUUGGUUCCCGCUGUAGUAUCAGCCAUACCACUGCAUUGAGCAUACAGGGACAAGGCUUUCUGCCAUAUAAUGUUUCUAUCCAUAGAUCUCGCAUAUUUUUAAUAUCCUUUAUCCCCACACAGUUUUACCAACAUUAUUAUGCGCUAUUGAACUUACUGUUACAAUUGUGGGUGCCUUUUCUAUGCUUGGAGAUAUGAAGAAUCUAUGAUUUGUUCAUUAAUAUUCUAGCAGUCUUUGUAUGAAAUUUUAUCGUUUCAAUCAAAUCUAACACUACCGUUUUUGCUAAAGUAGGUACGUUACAGGCUCUUGGGGUCACUUUCACUACCAACAGGAAACAGUUUAUGUAUUCUUUCUGCUAAAAUUGACCUUCUUGCACACAUGCUGAAAAUAUAAGGGUGUAAGGUACACAACUUUUCCCCUGGGCCGAAUAGAACCCGCAUGGAAAAGUUUUCUGGUAAAAUUCAUCACGUCUGAACUAUAACUGAUAUAUGCUUCUGGUUAGUGUUAUUAUGUCGGCAAAUGAUUGAAUUAUUUCCUGAAGCAAUCAGAACUUCUUUGCGAGGCUUAGAAAUAAUCAAAACUAUUUGAACGUGAAAUUUUUAAGAAAAAUCAUAGAUAUUUUUUGGAAAUAAUCAUGAAAAAUAUAAUAAUCAGGUUUGGGGAGUUUGUUUUAUACCUAAAUGGUGUAGAAAUGUUAACUUUCACGUGGAAGCAAUAAGAGCCUCAAUGGCGUGGUUGGUAUGGUCUUAGCAUGUCACCUCGGUGGCCGCGAGUUCGAUUAUCGGGCAUUCCAGUGAGGUGUUAGAGAGGUGUAUUUCUGGUGAUGGAAGUUCACUCUCAAUGUUGUUCAGAAGUCAUGUAAAGCCGUUGGUCCUGUUGCUGAAUAACCACUGGUACCAUGCAACGUAUAAACACCAUACAAACAAACAAACGUGGAAGCAAUAAUUUUGCUAUAGAUGUGUUUGCUAAUGAGCUGUAAUUGAUUAAAAAAAAAUUUUUUUUGGAGUGCAAUUUCAGAUUUUCCAACCUACUUAUGUUGACGUUUUGUAUUAUUGCUAAGUAAGCUAGCAGCAUCCUGUUUGCGUUUUCUUCAGGAUUCAUUAUCUGUCGACCCAAUGGCAUCAACUACGUUUUCUAUAAUUGACUCUCCCCCCCCCCCCCCAAAUAACUUGUAUAUAUGACGCGCCUGGCGUGUUAUCUGUGCACUUAUGGAAAAAGAUUUAUUGACGCACUACACGUCAUCAGAUCACGAAACGGUUAAUUUCGUAAUCCUAUGAUUUUAGUAUGACAUUCCAAUAUUUAGAGGUUAUAUCUACAAUUGAAUUUGAAAUUACUUUUGUUAAUUUUAUUGAAAUUUUGUUCUGAAUUAUUGUGGUUAUGUUACCAGUAGUUUUUUUUUAUUUUUUAUUAUUAUUAUUAUUAUUAUUAUUAUUAUUAUUAUUAUUAUUAUGAAACUUCACAUACAGAUAAUGGGGUUGAAAUCCAUCAAGAAUAUCCUAAUUUAACCAGACUAUUGAACUGAUUUAUUUAGCUUUUGCAGGCUGGUCUGAAGGAUUUGGCUUUAUUUAUUAUCAAGUUUUGAUUCUAUUGGGUAAAUGAAAGGUUGAAAGGUAACUUAGUUUAGUAUUAUUGUAUGGGUUUGAAAAGAUCCAGAUAAAGGAAAUAUAUUUUCAUUUUGUACUUGGUACCUUCAAAACCUUAUGGUAUGCCUGUGUGUGUGUGUAUGUGUUGCUUAUUUAUGUUAGUUUAAUCAGAGGACAACAAUGUGCAAAUAAAAUAAUACUGUAGAUUUUUUACCAAAUGGCUUUUCACUGAUUUUCCUUCUGUAUGAAAUUAUUCUGUUUUGUAGUUGCAGUAGCAACUUAAUCAUGCUGCCCAUAAAGUGCAAAAUUGUGUGUUGGUUACAUCAUUCUGGUCAUUAUGGCUCUAUCUACUUCUGUUUUCUUUAUCUACUUCUCUAUUGUACAAAAAUAAAAUAAGUGCAUUUGGUUGAUUUCAUCCUGAUUUCAAUCCUGAAAGUGUGCAAGUAGCUUGCAACUUUAUUUUUUUAAGGUCAUUGAUUUCUGCACUGCCAUUUGCCAUCAUUGUUGUCAUAUUGUCCUUUGAUAUAGUAAGGAGUUUAUUUUUUAAGGAAUUGAUACAUUUGAAAGGCUUUCUAAAGAGUGUGAUGUUAAUUUAACUGGUUUUUAACAGGUUUAUUUGUUAAUUAUGUUCUGUUGCACUGAUUUCAUGUAACUUCCAUUGAGACCUUGAGAAUGAAAGUUAUUAAAGAAUUAUCAUAUUCCCAGUUUUGAAUGAAGGCUUUGGUAUGAAGUACUCAUGAGAGAUAGUGACAGAUUGUAUUAUAAUAAACAUGAAGAACUGUUUCUUAUGCUCUAACAGUUUAUUUCAGAUAUUUUGAAGGGCAGUUGAGAUUCAGAUAACAUAAGAAAAUAAUUUAUUUUACAAUAGAAUGGUCUUGUUAUCUUCAAGACUUAAUGGUAUGCUGUUUGGUGCAUUAGCUUCUUUUACCAUUUCAAAACUGGGGCUGAAAGUGGAAAGAGUAGUUAGUGCUUUAGGUAUAUUUCAAAUAGGCGUCUCCUUUGCAGCUUUUAUUGAUUUUUCUCAUGAAGUGGUUCUCUCUUGAUUGUCGUGGUUGAUGCAAAAAGCUAGUGAUGUGUAUUUAAAAAGGGCUCUAUUUUGUAGUUGAUAAUUUUAUUGCGUUAAUCGCAUUAAAGGGGAACUUCUGGUUAAUAGCCAUUAAAUUUCAUCGAACAGAUUAAUAAACUAAAAAAUGAGCCAGUGCUCGAAUCUUUACGUAAUCCCCUUAUUUUACAAUUUAAUUUCAAAUUAGCACCCAGGUACUUCAAUGGAGAGUGCCAUUUAUCCAGGAUUUGACUAUGUUGUUAUCUGGCGGAUUAGUACUGAGACAUAGUGUUACGGUCGCCUCACAAUAACGAGCAGCGAAGCACGAGUAUUGUAGAGUAUUUGUCCUCGGUGUUGUCCUCGUGUUUUAGGUCAAUUGUCAUUUAAAUAGCUUCAAUUAUGCCAACUUGUAUGGUGUUUGGUUCUGCCACUACUUCUGGCAAGUGUCCAAAAAGCAUAUCAUUCUACAGGUUUCCGUCAGGUAGAGAGAAAUCAAGCCUGAUGGGUCUUCGAAGGGAAGAUAUCUGCUUCAAAACUUUUCAACCUGCGACGAAAACCAUUGUCUGUUCGAACCAUUUCUUGCCAACAGAUUUAAAAGAUUACAUUAGUUGCAAGUUAUUAGCCAUGGCUAUGAAAUUUCUGUAUGUUUUGGGAACUUAAUUUCCCUCUGAAUAGACCACGGUAUCGACGAAGAUAGAUAGAGCAGCUAUCUACCGCUAUCUAUACUAUGGUGCAUCCACUUGCAUGCAUUUGAAUUGAAAUAUAUUCUUGUCAAUCGCCAUGUGCGUGGUGUGAAGAGGGUGAAUGGCAGUUUUCUAAAUGUGUGUGUGUCCGUGAAGUGAUGAGGGCCUUUCUUAGUCCUUUUCAACUAGUUGGGUUUUAGAAUUGAAGGCUGUAUAUGCCUAACUAGGCAUGCUUCAGGCUACUUCUUUAUUAUCCAUUUCAAUCAUACAUUUUCAGCUGACAAAUACAAAUCAAAAAGGAUAUUAUCUGAAGAUACUGUGCCCUCGGAAUAGUUCCGCCUGUCUGAGCCUACCACGAAAUGAUGUCAUGCAUAACAGAUGAGCCACACAUAAAUGGUGGCACCCAUGGUGCAAUAGAAAAUUGGUUGUAAAAAAUAAGAAAACGUCCCUUUCAUAAAAAAAAUUUUCACGCCUCAGCCGCGUGGUUGGUAUGGUAUUAGCAUCCCACCUCGGUGGUCGCGGGUUCGAUUCUCGGCGAUUCCAUUGAGGAGUGAGAGAUGUGUAUUUCUGGUGAUAGAAGUUCACUCUCGACGUGGUUCGGAAGUCACGUAAAGCCGUUGGUCCCAUUGCUGAAUAACCACUGGUUCCAUGCAACGUAAAAGCACCAUACAAACAAACAAAUAAACACAAACCAGGGGUACUUAAAUAGAAAAUACUACACAAGGAACAGCUAAAAUGCAACCAGAAGUUCCCCUUUAAGAGCAAAAUUAUGUUGGUGUUAUUCUUACCUUUAAGCCUAUACAGUAUCUACGGUAGAUACUGUCUUGCACAGUGUAAAGCUAGCAAGUAAAUUUGAUUGAAUUUAUCUCUGUAAUCCUAAGGGGCUUGAGACCUCUGUAUUUAUUUUUUGUAAUUUUCAAUUUCUGCACUCAUUCUCCAUCAGUGUUAUUUGUCCAUUGGUGUCAUAAAUACCCUUGAGCAAGUACAGAUGCCAAUAGUCCCUGGAUCACACAAGUUUUGUGUUAAUUUUACCAGUUUUCGGGCCAGUGCUAGAAGAUUAUCCUAAUGUUAAGACCAAAAGUUUGUUAGUUAUGAAAAAUACAAAAUUUGUCAUUUUUCUAAGGAACUGGUAUAUUUGAAAAGCUUUGUAAAGAAUGUGAAAGAUUAUUUAACAUUCUUACUUAGUUAUUUGUUUAUUAUCUGCAGUUGGACUAAUUUCAUGUAAUUUCAGUCCAGAACUUUGAAAGUUCUUCAAGAAUUUUAAAAAUCCCAAUUUAUAUUGAUUGAUUUGUUGUAAAAUAAUCACGAGAGAUCGUGACAGACUUAUAAUAUAAAUAAGAACUGUUACUUCUGCUCGAAUAAUAUAUUCCAGAUACAGUAUUUUGAAGGGCAGUCGAGAUCCCAGAGUAAAAUAAUUUUGUAUGAUACUCGUAUCUUGCCCUCAAGACUAUAGUAUAUCUUUGUUUGCAUUAGUUCCUUUUUUUUCAUUUAAAAACAUGGACUAAAAGGAGAAAAAUUAUCCUGUAGAUAUAUUUCAGAUAGACUUCUUUCCUUUAAAAGCUUUUAUUAAUAUUGCUCAUGAAAUUCUUCUUCCUUGAUUGUUAUGGUUGAGGCAGAAAACAAGUGAUGUUGCCUUGUAUUUAAAACAUUUUCCAUCACAUAGCACAUUAUUUUAGAAGAAUAUCUUUUCCUAUUGCUAUCAGUCUCAUUAGGUUCAUUGAAAUAACAUGGCUACGUUAUUUCAGGCUUAUUUAUAAUUUUCCAUUAUCUUUGGUAAACAUUUUUAAUAAGAGGGGGAAAAGGUGUUUAGAAAGAAAAUGGUUUUUGAUGCGGAAAUGCAUAUCAUGAUAACAUGGAGUUGUACAGAUUUUAAAUUAGGAAAAUAUUUUAUGGUGGUAUUUUUGCAAUUUUUUUCAGGGUUAUUGUUUCUUUAUUAUAUUUGAUUAUGUUAAAAAAAAAAAAAAAAGUCGUAAAAGCCAUUUUUACAGAGUUGUAAUUUAUUCCCACAGCUAUGUAAGACAACAAAAUAUCUUCUUGCUGGUGGAUCACAUAUAAUAUUUGAGAUGUGUGUUUCUUUUUCCUUAAUAUUUAUUCACAUUGUCCUUUGUAAAAUAUUUGUACAAAUAUAUAAAUAAUAUUAGACUCAUGUACAAAAGUAACUUUUUUUCUACAAAAAAUACACAUGCAUAUUGUACUUGUUUCUUUCUUAUUGAUUGAAUGUAAAAUAUGCAAUAUGAGGGUGGUAUGAGACCCUAUUUAUACUGAAGUGUAUACCAUUCUUUAUCUAUUAAAGAUUAUGAUAUUUUA